Didymodactylos carnosus is the source of this 612-nucleotide messenger RNA. NCBI's taxonomy places the organism in Eukaryota, Metazoa, Rotifera, Eurotatoria, Philodinida, Philodinidae. The record is from the annotation of a GenBank genome assembly.
AUGGAUUUGAAACUUCUUCGAAAAUUAAUAAUAUGGCCGAUUAGCAUCCGUAUAUCCGGUUCGAUAUUACUGCUUGCUUGCUUUUUCUUUUAUAUAAGCGGUAGCUCAAAGAGGUGGGGGCAUGGUUUGCAGUUGGAUAAAGAAGAUGGUUCGUAUGGAAAAUUAUAUGUUGGCUUGAAUGAAAUCUGCGAUGAAAAUAAUAGAUGUGAUGAAUUACCGGAUAAUUGUUCAACAUUUGAUUCUUAUGGAAAAUCAAAUUGUUUGAAAUCGAAAGUAGCAAGACAAUGUCUAACGGCUUCAGUUAUAUUGUCAGGAAUGGGUGUACUUUGGUUGUUAGAGUUAAGUUCGGGUGCGAACAAACAUCGAAAAUGUGUAAUGGUAUUUGGUGCAAUUGCGGCUUUCUUGCCAAUCAUUCCGGCCUGUGUCGGAUUUGGAUAUGGAGUUAAAUAUGCAACGGCAUUAUCGGGAUUUAAAAUGGGAAUAGGUGCCGUUUAUGCAUUAAUUGGUGGUUUCCUCUGCUUGAUAAGCGCGGUAAUUUGUGCAGUGAUUCCCGUUGUGGAACGAAACAAAGUAGUAGUUACAGCAGAUGAACAUGUUGAUGAUGAUACUUAA